AUGUCGUCAGCUUUGGUGAUUGGCGCCACAUCGACGCUGGGAAAAGCCGUUGUUCGAAGAUUGGCAUUCGCUGGCUAUAAGGUAGCAGCCACUGGCGAUUGUCCGAAUACGAUUGGAAAAAUUGCCGAGGAUAAUAAGAAGGUGCUAUAUUUUUGAAGAUUUUCAGGGAAAAAUUUUAUUUGAAAUUUUGCAACGUGGCGGUUUGGAUUUGUGGUGGCUGAAAAUGCUCCAAAUUCCAUGAAAAAUUCAAAAAUAUCUCAAAUUUUAUCUCAAAAUGCUCCGAAUUUUCUGAAUAUUCCAAGUUUACCUUAAAACCUUCACAAAAGUCAAAAAUUAUAAUUUUUGGGCUCAAAAUGCUCCAAAUUUCAUCAAAAAUAUCAAAUUUGUGCUCAAAAUGCUCCAAAUCCCUGAAAACUCCAAAAUUCCGUUGCAGGUCGGCGGAAAUGUCACGGCCUAUUCGCUGGACACCUCAAACGCGGCGCACCGCGCCGAACUCAUCUCCAAAGUCGCCGAACAAUUUUCGGGUCUCGACACGCUCAUUUUUGUGCCGCCUCAAAAUACAGUAAUCGGCGAUAUUUUGGACUCGAAAAGCGAGGAUUUCGACAAGAUUUUUGGCGAAAAAUUGACGAUUCCUUUUCGUUUUUCACAAGAUGCGAUGGGAGAAUUGAAGAAAUCGAGGUAAUUUUUUGGGGAAAAGUUGAAAUUUGCGAGAUUUUGGUGUAAAAAUUGUGAAAAAUGAUGGAUUUUGAGCUGAAAAAACCUAAAAUUCGAUUUCUCUUGCUGAAAAUCUUAAAAUUCAGAUCUAAUCUGAAAUUUUCAUCAAAAAGUCACCUCAAAAUUUUCCCGCCAAAAAAUACGUUUCAAAAAAUGCAUUAAAAUUUUCGGAAAAUUAUCAAAAAUAAGCGAUAAAAUUUUCAGUCUGAAAUCAAAUUGCUGAAAAUUCGAUGUAAAAAUUGAGAAAAAAUGACGGAUUUUGAGCCAAAAAUUCAAUUUUUCAUCAAAUUUCCCAAUUUUUCCACCCAAACCCCCCAAUUUUUUCAGAAAUGGCAGCAUAAUUCUUCUAACUUCAUGCCUUGGCCUUCAGCCAAGUGUCGAUUUAGGCCUCUAUUCGGUGGCGUCAAGCAGUGUUUUGUCGUUGACCAAAGCGUUGGCGGUUUCGGCCGCCAAAAAUGGUGUGAGAGUGAAUUCGGUGGUGACUGGAAUGGUGAGCAUUUUGGGGGGUUUUGGGUGGAAAAAUUCGAGAAAAAUGGUUAAAUUUGAACUGGAAAACUGAAUUUUCAGAUUUUUCUGAAAAUUUGAAAAGCUGAAGGUCUCGAAAUACAUGGAUUUCUCACGCAAAAAUUACCUUGGAAAAUACGUUUCAAAAAAUAUUUUAUAAAUUUUCGAAUCUCGAAAAUUUGAUUCAUUGUUUUACUAUGAAAAAAUUGUGUGAAAAUUGCGAUUUUGAGCUGAAAUUCGAGAAAAUUGGUUUAAAUUGACCGAAAAUUAAUAAAUUUUGAAUUUUUUCAAAUUUUUCUGAAAAUUUGAAAAGCUGAGGGUCUGAAAUACAUGGAUUUCUCACGCUUAAAUUUUUCGAAAUUCAAAAAAAUUAAAUUUUCAAUAACCUCAAAAAAUACGUUUCAAAAAAAAAAGAAAAAUUUUAAAAAUUUCCAGGUUGAAGGCGAUGGUUCGAGCUCAGUUUGGGACAAUACAUCUGGAGAAGAAGCGACGAGGAUAAAACAACAAUUAGAGGUAAUUUCAGCUGGAAAAUCUGCAAUUUCUGAUCUGAAAUUCGUCAAUUUCGCUUAAAAAUCACAUAAAAUACAUGAUUUUCAACCAAUUUUCAGCCAAAAAUCUGAAAUUUUGCAGGCAAUGAUUCCACUUGGAAGAUUGGGAAGACCAUCGGAUGUUGCAUCGUAUGUCGAAUUUUUGGCCUCGGAUAAAGCUAGGUACGAUUUUUUGUUGGAAAUUUUGAAAAAUUUGAAUUUGGCGCCGAAUUUGACGCAUUUUGAUAGUAAAUAAGCUACGGUGGAUUUUUGGCGCCAAAAAAUUAUUUUUUUGAAUUUUGAAACUCUAGGAGUACGCUUCUCUACAGUAAUCCUUUGGAUUUUUGGCGCCAAAAUGUUUUCUGGGCAAAAAAUUUCAAAAUUUGAAUUUUUCGCGCCAAAAUUGAUCUACAGUAAUCCUAGACUUAUUCGGUCUCAAAACAUGUGGAUUUUUUGGCGGCAAAUUUCAAAAUUCAAAUUUUCAGAUACAUAACUGGAGAGAAUUGUGUGGUGAAUGGCGGUGUAUCAUAUCGAUUCUGA
This is a messenger RNA of Caenorhabditis angaria, 2285 nucleotides long. The record is from the annotation of a GenBank genome assembly. NCBI's taxonomy places the organism in Eukaryota, Metazoa, Nematoda, Chromadorea, Rhabditida, Rhabditidae.